AUGAGGUAUGUCCCUGCACUGCAAAAAUUGAGCAUAUGCCGGUACCCUGAACUAGCAUCAUUGCCUCACUGGCCAGGAGACCUAACAUCUCUUCAGUCUUUGAAUAUUUAUGAAUGCCCAAAGUUGUCAUCUCUUCCAGCCAGCAUCCAGAGCUUGACCAAUCUACAAAAUUUGUUCAUAUCCGAAUGCCCUGAACUAGUGAAGCGAUGUGAGAAGGAAACAGGAGAAGAUUGGUAUGAAGAGCUACUGAUAUUGCAGGAAUGCCGUGAAGCCACUCUCAACGCUCGUGUUUUUAGGUUCAAGCGGACACACGGCGGAGAUGAGAAUCUCUUAUCGGUACUGCAAAUGGACAGGUUUGCGCCGCGCUUUUACAUUGCUGUUGCCAUUGAUAAUAUGAGUCUUCAAAAGGCUCGCGUUUUUGAGGAUUCUUUGGUUCAUAAGAAUGUAGUCAAGGAUCCUCUGCACAGUCAUGCAGAUCUACAGAAGCAGGGAAGUUGGUCAUCAUAUAUAGCUCUGUUGGACAACUUUACUUGCUAUGCUCAUGCACUGUGGCUAAUGAUUAGAAUAGACCACAAGUGGUUCUUUGCAAGGACCUGGGAAUUGUAUUCCUCUAUGCGUAAAUGCAUUUUUAUUUGGUCCGAGGAUAUCUGGACCUUCUUCAACCUGUAUGAAAUGCUUCCUAGAUCAAUCUGUGGCUUGCUUAAUUUGCAGACUUUGAAGCUGGAAAGCUGUUCUCUCAUAGCUGAACUGAAAGGACUAAAACUAGGAAAGCUACAUAUAAACAUCUUGACAGAUCUUCAAGAUGGUGUAAUGAUGAGAAGAUUCCCAUGUUUGAAGAACCUCGAUCUUAGAGAUUUGCCGAGUUUGCAAAGGUUAUCAAGAGAGAUGGAAGAGAGCUACUCCCAUGUCUUACCCGCUUUAAGUAUAACCAACUGCCCAAAGUUGAGCUUGCCAUGUCUUCCUUCAGUGAAAGACUUGAAAGUGAGGGGCUGUAGUGAGGUGUUUCCUAAAAUCAAUCUUCAGUCUCAGAAGCCUUACGUACCUUUCUUCAACAUUAAACAGAGUUCCACAGGGGAUGCUGCAAAACUUCACCUUCUUCAGUCACUGGCCAUUGAAAAUUUCAGCAAGCUUAAGAGUUUUCCCACAGAACUAGUCAGCUUGGUGCUGUUAGAACAUUGUGUAUUAGGACAUGCCAUGAGCUUGAGUCUUUUCCGGAGCAAGGACUGGAAGGCCUCAAUUGUUUUGAUGCCCGUUAUAGCCCAAGAAAAUGGUUUUCAUAGGUUGAUAGUUAUGAAGGACAGUCCUGAAGAAUCUGAUUUUCGUCCUAAAUUGGUUGCCUUGCCUGAGUCCUUACGACAUGCCCUGGCACUGAAAGAAUUGAGCAUAAGCUGCUACCCUAAUCUAGCAUCAUUGCCUCACUGGUUGGGAGACCUUACAUCUCUUCGGUCUUUGCGAAUAUUUGAUUGCCCAAAGUUGCCAUCUCUUCCAGCAAGUUUUCAGAGCUUCACCAAUCUACAAAACUUGGGCAUUUCAGAAUGCCUGAAACUGGUGAAGCAAUGCGAGAAGGAAACAGGGGAGGGGAUGACUGGUACAAGAUAG
This is a messenger RNA of Pistacia vera, 1599 nucleotides long. Its product is annotated as putative disease resistance protein RGA4. The transcript has 10 exons. NCBI's taxonomy places the organism in Eukaryota, Viridiplantae, Streptophyta, Magnoliopsida, Sapindales, Anacardiaceae. Bases 1 to 1599 code for a protein of 532 amino acids. Gene Ontology annotation, biological process: defense response to fungus. The record is from RefSeq and is a predicted model, not a curated record.